UGUGCCCCUAGCAACCAAACCUGUAUUUGUGUAGACGACCAGUUUCAACAGAAUGUCACCGCCUGUGUGUCUGCGAGCUGUACCAUCCCUGAAGCAUUGAAGGCCCAAAACUCCAGCUUAGCAGAUUGCGGCGCUCCAAUACGCGACCGCUCGCAACAGUUUGUUACUCUCUCCAUCACUCUCACGGUUGUGGCAGGAGUCUUUGUCGCAUUUCGGUUCGGUUACAAGUUGACGGUCCCAACUAUCAAAAUCGAUAUCGACGACUGGCUGGUCCUGGCGGCAAUGCUCUCCUUCAUUCCCGCUCCCAUCGUCGCUGUACGUGGUACAACAGCCAACGGGUUUGGUCGAGACAUCUGGGUCCUUAGUCCCCAACAUAUUACAACAAUCACCCGCUUCUGCUACAUCCUGGGAACAUUAUACUUCCUGCAGACUAUGUUGGUGAAGCUGGCCAUUAUCGGCUUCUACCUACGCAUCUUCCCUAUGCGGGAAACUCAACGUCUGCUAUGGGGUACCUUUAUCUUCACGACCGCGUGGGGCGUUGCCUUUGUUAUUGUGGGCGUCUUUCCCUGCACACCCAUCUCAUAUUUCUGGACCCAGUGGGAUGGGCUACAUAAAGGGAAAUGCAUGGACAUCAAUGCUAUUCUGUGGUCGCACGCCAGUUUCAGCGUCGCUCUAGAUCUGUGGAUGUUAGCUGUGCCGCUAUGGCAGCUGCGAAGUCUGCAGCUUCAUUGGAAAAAGAAGGUCGGCGUGGCCUUCAUGUUCAGUGUUGGCACCUUCGUAACCGUCGUGAGUAUGAUCCGUUUCCGAUCCCUGGUAAAUUUUGGAAAGUCGAUGGACAAGACACGGGAGCUAUACAAUGCGUCUGUCUGGUCCACCAUCGAGAUCACGGUUGGAAUCAUGUGCGCCUGUCUCCCAGCGAUGCGCGGAGUUCUCGUCAAAGUCUUCCCCGUCUUGUCCGCCUCAUCAACGCAAAGUAGCAGAGGC
Molecule: messenger RNA, 984 nt
Organism: Fusarium vanettenii 77-13-4
Lineage: Eukaryota; Fungi; Ascomycota; Sordariomycetes; Hypocreales; Nectriaceae
Exons: 3
Source: RefSeq, a predicted model, not a curated record